Messenger RNA from Soboliphyme baturini, 1512 nucleotides. NCBI's taxonomy places the organism in Eukaryota, Metazoa, Nematoda, Enoplea, Dioctophymatida, Soboliphymatidae. The record is from the annotation of a GenBank genome assembly.
GUGUCGUUCACGUUCUCCUCUGAUCAGAUCGGUAUGCCGAUCAACAGGCUGCAGAGCGAAGACGGUUCGUUGCUCGGGAAGCUAAUCUGCGUUCGCGGCGUUGUAUGCAAAAUGUCAGAAGUUCGUCUUGUACAGGUGAAGAAACAGCUGAAAUGUAAACGAUGUGGCUACAAGUUCAUUUGUGAGGGGACAUUUGAUCAGUUUUACCGGCUGUCUCUUCCAGAGACGUGUCCGUCACCGACAGUCUGCAAUUCGCACAAAUUCGAUGACUGUCACGCGCUUAAACCUCCACCGCUUAAUUUCUGCCGUCUUUAUCAGGAGCUCAAAGUUCAGGAUACGUCGCAUUGCAAAAGCUCUGUUCUCGUUUCAGAAACAGUACGGGUCAUACUAGAGGAUUCACUAUGUGAUGCUUGCCAACUUGGACAGACCGUAGCCGUAACGGGAAUUCUGCACAGGCGUUGGGAAAUUUUGAAGAAGUUACAAGAACCAGCGGUGCAGCUAGUGAUUCUGGCUACCAGUGUCUUGCCAGUUGAAGUUGAGAGGAGCGAUUUUGUGAAUGAAAAUCUGGAAGAAGAGUUUCAGAAAUUUUGGCAGCAGCAUGAGCAGCACUUGUUGCGUGGUCGAAAUGUUAUUGUUUCCAGUUUUUGUCCUGAAAUCUGUGAACUGUAUUUCGUAAAACUCGCUCUGUUACUCGUGGUCAUCGGUGGAGUGUCAGGCACAAGCGAAACAGUGUGCUGGUAUGUUUUAAAUCUUUUUUCACUUUUUGGCGAUGUUUUAAAUACUGAAAAAUUUUCGCCUUUGACAUUGUUUUCGCUUUCAGGAACUGUUCUUAGAGGCGACCCUCAUAUACUACUGAUUGGUAAACCGGGAACAGGCAAGUCUCAGCUAUUGAAAUGCGUGAGAAAGCUGGCGUCUCGUUCAGUCUACACUACCGGCAUAGGAACGACAAACGCUGGACUGACAUGCCAUGCUGUUAGGGAUGGAGGCGAAUGGCACCUGGAAGCUGGAGCUUUACCUCUUGCUCACGGAGGUAUAUGUUGCACUGACGAAUUUAUGAGCAUGAAAGAGAGUGACAAGGAAGCGCUGCGAGAAGCGAUGGAACAGCAGACAGUAAGUGUCGCAAAGGCCGGAAUUGUGUCCCGUUUGAACUGUCGAUGUUCGAUUGUGGCUGCGUGUAACUCUGAGACAUCACGCAUUGGAGUCUCAUCGGAGUCGACCAGCGCGAUACCUCUUAGCAGCCCACUACUGAGUCGUUUCGACAUCGUGUUGUUUAUGGACGGAGACCAGAAAGCAUGGACGAACAAAAUCUGUCGUAGUGUUCUCAUGAACCAGCUGAAAGCCAGUAGGCAAGAUGUGACCGCGGCAGCGCAGAACCCUAAUAACGGCGGCGACUUGUUAUGGUCGCUUUCAAAACUGAAGGAAUACAUACGGAGAGUGAAGAAGAUCGAGCCCGUUUUGUCUCCAGAUGCCAAAAAGUAUGCAGUUGGCUUCAAAUUAAUCGAUAUAAAGUAA